CAAAAAAUGAAUAAAUGAACAUGCGGCAAAAUAGAACUUGAAAAAGUUUGCAAACCCUAAACCCUAAAUUGAAUUUCAGUGCGAACCCCAGCUCUCAAGCCUUAAUCGAGGAGAUUUGUUAUCAGAAAGAUGCUGCCAACUGAUUCGGUUAAGAGAUUAUCUUUUAAGCGGUGUGUGAGUGAGGGAGAUUUGGUUAUUGUGUACGAAAGGCAUGAUAACAUGAAGGCGAUUAAAGUAUGUGAAAGUGCAGUGCUACAGAAUCGGUUUGGGGUGUUUAAGCAUUCGGAUUGGAUUGGGAAGCCCUUUGGUUCGAAGGUUUUUAGUAGUAAGGGUGGGUUUGUUUACUUGUUGGCUCCGACUCCUGAGCUGUGGACGCUGGUUCUGAGCCAUAGGACCCAAAUUCUUUAUAUUGCAGAUAUUAGCUUUGUCAUAAUGUAUUUGGAGAUAGUUCCAGGUUGUGUGGUACUUGAGUCGGGGACUGGAAGUGGAUCUUUAAGUACCUCACUUGCAAGAGCUGUAGCUCCUUCUGGACAUGUCUACACAUUUGACUUUCAUGAGCAAAGGGCUGCUUCUGCUAGGGAGGAUUUUGAAAAGACAGGGUUAAGUAGUCUGGUCACUGUGGGAGUUAGGGAUAUUCAGGGUGAAGGGUUUCCAGAAAAAUUUACUGGUAAAGCAGACUCUGUCUUCCUGGAUUUGCCUCAACCUUGGUUGGCUAUUCCUUCUGUUGGAAAAAUGUUGAAACAGGAUGGGAUCUUGUGUUCUUUCUCGCCAUGUAUUGAGCAGGUGCAGCGUUCAUGUGAAACCCUUCGAUCAAAUUUUACUGAUAUAAGAACAUUUGAGGUACUUCUCAGAACAUAUGAAGUUCGAGAAGUUAAAAUGAACAGCUUCCAAGGAGAUGAAGAUCGUUCCACUGAGUUACCUCCUUGCAAGAGAAAACAACGUUUAAAUGAAGAAGGCAAUGGGCUGGAAAAUCCCAGUCCUCCAGUUGUCAUGGCUAGGCCAUCCAGCGAGGCAAGAGGUCACACCGGUUACUUGACCUUUGCUAGAUUAAAAUGUGCUGCAUAAAACCGUUAUUAAAGGUUUUUUCUCUCUGUUUUUCUGUCCAUGCACUUGCCUUUCAAGUUGUAAUGGCCACCAGAAGAAACUCAACAAGUAAAUUUUGGAAGCCAUUAUACUUGGAGGUUUUUUAGUUUUUAUUCAUCUGAGACAGAAUAGUGCUCUUCUCCAUCGGGACAGGCGCCACUUACAGUUACAGACCCAACAGAUUCCACAACAGGAAGAUAACAGUGUAAUGUUUACAUCAGUGAUUGAGGUUGUUGCAUAUUAUUUGUGACAGUAGUACUUGGUAAUGGUCACUUGCCCUGUAUCUUGGCUAUUCUGCUUUUAAUUCUAAAUUUUUAAUGAUUCGUUUUUGAAA
Messenger RNA from Daucus carota subsp. sativus, 1417 nucleotides. RefSeq lists its product as uncharacterized. The transcript has 4 exons. Gene Ontology annotation, cellular component: tRNA (m1A) methyltransferase complex; nucleus. Gene Ontology annotation, biological process: tRNA methylation. Gene Ontology annotation, molecular function: tRNA (adenine(58)-N1)-methyltransferase activity. Lineage: Eukaryota; Viridiplantae; Streptophyta; Magnoliopsida; Apiales; Apiaceae. The coding region runs from base 130 to 1065 and encodes 311 amino acids. The record is from RefSeq and is a predicted model, not a curated record.